CACACAUAACACAGAGGACCCUGACCUUACUGUGAUUCAGCGAGUGGACUACAGAGUAUUGCUUCGUGGUUUUGGCACUCUGACCAGCAGCCACCAUGAAGCUCAAGCUGCUACUGCUGCUUCUUGUCUUCUUCUGUACCUUCAUCAUACCUGCACAGCUGUCAAAACAUGACCACCAUCCAAAGCAUGACAAAAAGGAUCACAAGGAGAAACCAGGGGAGAGACAUGGCAACAAACAUGGAAAGCGGCGGGGAAGAGUAGAAAACCUGCAAGCUGACUACGAUGAUGACAGCAGUGAUGAUGAUGACGAAGAAAGGGGCCAAUGGCUGUUUCAGCUUCAAGGUGUCAGAGGGAGCUGCACCCCAAAUCCAUGCCUCAACAACGGACUCUGUGAGGAGAACCGAGGCAGAUUUAAGUGCAAGUGCCCCAGACCUUUCAAAGGCAGGGUGUGUGAGAAAAGUAAAAAGGCCUGCAAGUCGGACACGUGUGGAUAUGGUCAAUGUGUUCUUACAUCGACUCCUCCUUACUUCGCGUGCAAGUGUAAAGCACCUUUCCAACCCCCCGACUGCAAAAAAAUUGCCCCAUGCCAGUUGAACCCAUGUCUAAAUGGAGGUACCUGUGAGAAAGAUGGUCAAGACUUUGACUGUGUCUGCAAAACAGGUUUUACUGGAAAAUUCUGUCAGGUCGACCCAAAUGACUGCUAUAAGGGAAAUGGUGAGUCCUACAGAGGGAUGGUAUCAGAGACAGAGAAUGGAGAUGAUUGUCUUUUCUGGAAUUCUUACUUCCUUCUGGGUAAAGGAACAAACCCAUUCAAUACAUUGAACGACCCUCAGGGUCUGGGUCCUCACAACUACUGCAGAAAUCCAGAUGGUGAAUCAAAGCCAUGGUGCUUCGUACGAGCCGGAAGGAAGAUAAGAUGGGAUCACUGCGACGUGAGGAAAUGUCCCACUGAUGCCACCCCCACCACCCAUCCGGAACCGAAGCCCACUACAGCACAUUCUGCUGUCAUUCACCCGACCAUAAAACCCACCCCACCAGGUACUACAGAAAGUCCCAUUCCUGGAGGUGACACUGAUGGAAACCCCAUACCAGCCAGUGAUGCUACUGGAACCCCUUUACCAGUAAGUCACACUACUGGAACACCUUUUCCAGUUAGUGAGGCUGCUGGAACACCUUUUCCAGUUAGUGAGGCUGCUGGAACACCUUUUCCAGUUAGUGAGGCUGCCAGAACCCCUUUUCCAGUUAGUGCGGCUGCUGGAACCCCUUUUCCAGUUAGUGCGGCUGCUGGAAGCAACACACCAGGAAGUGACACCUCAGAAAUCUUUACCCCAGGAGUCCCAGCUGCACCCACCAUCCAGCCCAUGGAGAGACAGUUUGCAACCUGUGGCAAACCCCAACCAAAAAGGCCAAUAAAUCGCAUUUAUGGGGGUAUAAAGGCACUUCCUGGUGGUCAGCCAUGGCAGGCUUCUGUUCAGCUCAGACCCAAAGCUACAGUCCUGCCCUUCAAACACGUAUGUGGAGGCACCCUCAUUAAGCCAUGUUGGGUGUUGACUGCAGGACAUUGUAUUGAUAAGACAAAGGAUUACCGAGUCGUUUUGGGAACUAUUAAUUUGGCGAAGAACGAGCCGACACAGCAAACGCUGGAGGUUGUAGAGGCCAUUAUUCAUGAGCGAUACAAAGAGACAUCUGAGUCUGUCCACAAUGACAUUGCUCUGCUUAGGCUAAAAGACAGAAAUGGGAAAUGCGCAGAGGAGAGCCAGUUUGUAAAGACGGCCUGUUUGCCGAGUGAAGAUUUUCCUGAUGGAACCGUGUGCAGCAUCUCUGGAUGGGGGGCCACUUCUGAAUCACUGUAUGGCUCCAAUCAGUUACUGGAUGCUGAUGUGUUGCUGAUUUCCCAGGAAACUUGCUCCAGCGCUAAAGUAUAUGGGAACAUCAUAGAUAACGGCAUGGUCUGCGCCGGUCACUUGGAAGGUGGAGUGGACUCGUGUCAAGGUGACUCCGGAGGACCUUUGACCUGCGUGGGAAACCAGAUACACUAUAUCUAUGGCAUCGUUAGCUGGGGAGAUAACUGUGGAUUGAAGAACAAGCCCGGGGUAUAUACCCGGGUCAAAAACUUUGUGGACUGGAUCAACAGGACAACAGCUAGGGCGGGUGUGUAAAUUCUCUCACUGUUAGAAUAGUGCUGAUAAAGACAAAACGGCGAGGUUACAUAAUACAUACUGAUCAGUUUGAGGUGCAGAGAUUACUGCGAAACCAAAUUAUUUUCAGCAUCUACGGAAUUCGGUCAUUCAAUUUGAGAAACUGAGUAUUCCUUCCAGAAACUGUUGAUCAGAGGCCAAAAAAGUCUCAAAUAAACCUGCUCUUGAACCAAAUAUACUUCAUUACUGCAUUAAUACAAUAUACUGCAUUAAUGAUCACUGCUGCCAUACAGGGACCAUUCACUAGAAGCCUCUGUUGGAUCCGUCAAAGGUUCCACCUUUCCAUCUUGGUAAUCUGAUGUCAUUUCACAAGAUGGCAGCAGAGUGCAGGUAGUUUUACAUGAGUUUGGGUUUUAUGUGUACUGGUUACAAGUGUUUUCUCCCUUUCAAAAACAAAUAAUAAUAAUAAUAAUAAUAAUAAUAAUAAUAAUAAAAGGAGUAAU
This is a messenger RNA of Ictalurus punctatus (channel catfish), 2641 nucleotides long. RefSeq names its product hyaluronan-binding protein 2. Gene Ontology annotation, biological process: proteolysis. The coding region runs from base 96 to 2159 and encodes 687 amino acids. The record is from RefSeq and is a predicted model, not a curated record. Lineage: Eukaryota; Metazoa; Chordata; Actinopteri; Siluriformes; Ictaluridae. Gene Ontology annotation, molecular function: serine-type endopeptidase activity; calcium ion binding. The transcript is spliced from 13 exons.